AUGCACUUCGCACCUCUCGUCUGGGUAGCCUUGGCCUUGCUUUUGUGUUCAAGCGAGCUUGUGGAUGGAGCUUCCACAAAAAGUCGCGUUCUGAAAUCGAUUAAAAGAUAUGGGGGCCCAGGUCCCGUUGGCAACUUCAGCAGCAAUGUCUAUCAGACCGGCUUCGAUGGCGUGACGUGGGAUGAGGAGAACUGGCUUCUCACCACCACCAACCUCGAGCAGGGCCGCAUGCAAUCACGUGGCUCUGUAGCUAAUGGCUACUUUGGAAUCAACGUCGCAAGCGUUGGCCCAUUCUUUGAAAUGGAUCAGCAGGCGGAAGGUGGUGAUGUGAUCAGCGGCUGGCCUCUCUUCUCCCGACGCCAGUCAUUUGCGACCAUCGCUGGCUUCUUUGACUACCAGCCCACAACCGAUGAAGGUAACGCGGAUUGGCUUUGGCAAUAUGGAGGCGAAAGUGUUAUUAGUGGUGUUCCUCACUGGAGUGGACUGGUCUUGGAUCUUGGGGAUAACACCUUUUUGGAUGCGACGGUCGACAACAGCACUAUCUCCAACUUCAGUUCGACUUAUGAUUUCAAGGCUGGUGUCUUGGUCUGGACAUAUACCUGGACGCCCGCAGGUGACAAAGGCUCGUUCCAGAUUAUCUACCGUCUGUUCAACAACAAACUCUACAUCAACCAAGCCGUGGUAGAUAUGCAAGUCAUCCCCUCUGCUGAUUCCAAUGGAACGAUCGUCAAUGUGAUCGACGGGACGUCUGCUGUGCGAACCGACUUUGUGGAUUCCGGCGAAGACGAUAGUGCGAUCUUCACGGCAGUGCGACCCAACGGAAUUGCCAACGUCACGGCCUUUAUUUAUACCAACCUUACGGGCAGUGCGAAUGUCGACCUGUCCUCCCGCAAGGUUGUGUCUGGCAAGCCUUAUGUUGGCACCAACCAGUCUUCUAUCGCCCAAUCCGUGAAUGUCAAUUUCCAGGCAGGCAAGACAGUGCGCGUCACAAAGUACGUUGGCGCAGCAUCCACCGAUGCAUUCGCCGAUCCACAGCAGGUGGCCAAGCAGGCAGUCACAUCUGCUAUGACCAAUGGAUAUCUCAGGUCUCUUCGGGCCCAUCUUCUCGAGUGGGCUAGUGUCAUGCCCGAAAAUUCCGUCGAUAGCUAUGCGUUCCCCGAGAAUGGUAGUCUUCCGACUGAUAGCCACAUCAUCGAUUCUUCAGUGAUUGCGGUAGCCAACACCUACUACUUGCUUCAAAACACUGUUGGUCAAAAUGCCAUCAAACAAGCUGGCGGAGCGGCCGUUAAUGUCGACAGCAUUUCCGUUGGCGGCCUGACCUCGGAUUCCUACGGUGGACUGGUGUUCUGGGAUGCUGAUGUCUGGAUGCAACCCGGUCUGACUACAUCUCACCCUCAAGCCGCGGAGCGAAUCACCAACUUCCGUGCAGAGAAGUAUGCUAUGGCCCAGGAAAACGUCAAGACCAACUAUGCAGGAUCACAGAACAAGACGCAGUUUUCUUCGUCCGCGGCCAUUUAUCCAUGGACAAGUGGUCGUUUCGGCAACUGCACAUCCACCGGUCCCUGCUGGGACUAUGAAUACCAUAUCAACGGGGAUAUUGGGCUUUCUCUGAUUAACCGAUGGGUCACAAGUGGUGAUACGCAGACUUUCAAGGACAUCCAUUUUUCGAUUUACGACUCUGUUGCUACACUUUACGCAGACUUGCUCGUACGGAAUGGGUCCAAGUGGACCUUGACGAACAUGACCGAUCCCUACGCCAACAUGGUCGAUGCUGGUGGUUUCACCAUGCCGCUUAUUGCUGAAACUCUGCGGAACACCAAUUCCUUCCGCCAGCAGUUUGGCCUCGAGGAGAACUCAACCUGGGACCAAAUGGCAGAUAACGUACUGGUUAUUCGCGAGAACGACGUGACUCUGGAAUUCACGACUAUGAAUGGAAGUGCCGUGGUCAAGCAGGCUGAUGUCGUUCUCAACACUUACCCGCUGGACUACACAUCCAACUAUAGCACUCAAGAUUCGCUGAAUGACCUGGACUACUAUGCAAAUAAGCAAUCACCUGAUGGACCCGCCAUGACCUGGGCCAUCUUUUCGAUCGUGGCGAAUGAGGUAUCACCCUCUGGCUGCUCGGCCUACACCUACGGACUGUACUCGUACCUUCCAUACGCUCGCCCUCCCUUCUUCCAGAUGUCCGAGCAGCUUAUCGACAACGCCACAACCAACGGGGGCACUCACCCUGCGUUCCCAUUCCUCACUGGUCAUGGUGGUGCUAACCAAGUUGCUCUGUUCGGGUACCUGGGUCUCCGCCUGACUCCCGAUGAUAUCCUCCACGUGGAUCCCAACCUGCCUAUUCAAAUUCCGUACUUGAGGUAUCGCACUUUCUUCUGGCGCGGAUGGCCCAUCGAAGCUUGGUCCAACUACACCCACACCACAAUCAGCCGGGCCAUUGAUACGCCCCCUCUAAACACUGCGGACCAACGCUUUGCCAACACAACUAUCACCGUGAACUCUGGCAGCGAAGACAACAUCACCACCUACAGUCUUCCCACAAUGGGUUCUAUCGUCCUUCCUAAUCGCCAGAUCUCUUCCGUGAACUCGAUCAACGGGAACCUGGCGCAGUGCAAACCUGUCCUGUCAACCGACUCUUAUGAACCCGGCCAGUUCCCGAUCUCGAUAGUUGACGGUGCAACCUCAACAAAAUGGCAACCUUCAUUGGCAGCGAACAUGAGUGCCGUGACAAUUUCGCUGGGCAAUGAGGCCGGCUCUAUGGUCACUGGGUUCUACUUUGACUGGGCCCAAGCACCCCCAGUCAACGUGACCGUGCUCUUCCACAACCAAACCAUCAACGACCCCGUCAUGGUCUACCAGUCCUCAACUCAGAACUCCAGCUUCCAGGUUGUGACAUCAAUGAAUGAUGUGCAGAUCUCGCUCCCAUAUGACCCGAAGACCACUAACUUGGACAUGGUCGCUAUGCCUACCAGCAACACCACUAACAUUACGCUUUCGAGUCCUGUGUUCGCUGCUCAGUACGCAUCACUCCUGAUUCUUGGCAACCAGGGACUUGGUGCCGCUGAUUUAGCAGCGAAUAAUGGUACAGGUGCUACUGUUGCUGAGUGGGGCAUUAUUGGACAGAGUCAGGCUAGUCAGGCCAACUCAUCUCAGAAUGUUCAGAGAAGGAUUAAUGCUCGCGUGGCUGCGACUAUGGCGGAUCAAGGGUCCUUCAUGAAGCGCCGUCGGCAAUUCGUGCCUCAGAAUUAA
Molecule: messenger RNA, 3252 nt
Organism: Penicillium atrosanguineum
Lineage: Eukaryota; Fungi; Ascomycota; Eurotiomycetes; Eurotiales; Aspergillaceae
Gene: treA
Product: alpha,alpha-trehalase treA
Exons: 4
Coding region: 1-3252 (1083 amino acids)
Biological process (GO): trehalose catabolic process
Cellular component (GO): fungal-type cell wall
Molecular function (GO): alpha,alpha-trehalase activity; carbohydrate binding
Source: RefSeq, a predicted model, not a curated record